Annulohypoxylon maeteangense is the source of this 1635-nucleotide messenger RNA. Its product is annotated as FAD dependent oxidoreductase. Gene Ontology annotation, molecular function: flavin adenine dinucleotide binding; sarcosine oxidase activity; saccharopine oxidase activity. The transcript is spliced from 2 exons. The coding region runs from base 212 to 1525 and encodes 437 amino acids. Lineage: Eukaryota; Fungi; Ascomycota; Sordariomycetes; Xylariales; Hypoxylaceae. The record is from RefSeq and is a predicted model, not a curated record.
AGACCCGGGACCUGAGUGCGGUCAGGUGAGCAUGAUUCCACCCAACGACCUUCGUGGAGUCCAGAGCAUUUGCGUCGCUCAUAGAAAAUGGCGAAGUAUUGUCGAUAUUUUGACUGUUGGUAGUUGAAGGUAUCAUCGUCGGAAUUGGCAUUCGCAUUCAUUUCGGAGUUAUUUGACUAGUUCUCAUUUUAGGCUUCAAAUCUAGUUCAGGAUGGCGAUUUCGAAGCAAGAUCCUAUCAUCAUUGUAGGCGCUGGAGCCUUCGGCCUCUCUACUGCCUUACACCUUUCCCAGAAUGGUUACUCCAAUAUCACAGUAUUUGAGCAGGACGAUGAGGUACCUUCAAUUUACUCGGCGGCUAAUGAUCUGAAUAAGAUCAUUCGUGCUGAAUAUGAAGAUCCCUUCUAUACAGAUUUAACGAUAGAAGCUACAGAGGCUUGGAAGACACCCCUUUUCCAACCGUACUACCACAGAGUAGGAUUUCUUCACUGCUGCUCCGAAAAAGCUGAGCCGAAAGCUGUGGAUACCUUGAAUAGGUUUCGGGCGUCUGCCGAGGCACACCCUACAUUAGCUAAACAUGUUGUUCCGCUUAACUCGAGGGAGGAUAUUCAAGACGCAUCCUGGCAGCUGACCGGCACGCUCAACGGCUGGAAGGGCUACUUCAACCGUUACGAUGGGUACAUGCACUCCGCCGAUGCUCUUAGGGGUAUUCACAAGGCUACCCAAGCCCAAGGAGUGAAGUUCUUCCUUGGGAAAAUAUCCGGUGCUGUAGAAGCCAUCGUAUACGAUCAGACACCGAACGGUCAAAAGAGUAGAGGUAUCAAGACUAAGGAUGGCAAGUUCCAUGCUGCAUCAUUGGUCGUCGUUGCAGCUGGUGCCGCAGCUGCCAAGUUGGUACCUGAAGUCGGCCAAAACGUCGUCGCCAAGUCUUGGUCCGUCGCUCACGUCCACCUAACCGACGAAGAGACGUCGGCGCUUCGUGGUAUCCCUGUGGUCUAUGCUCGAGACCUUGGGUUUUUCUUUGAGCCCGACCCGAAGACCAACUUACUUAAGCUUUGCCCGAUGGGUGGAGGUUUCGUCAACACCAACAAAGACACUGGCAUCUCACUGCCUCCUGAGUCGAAGGCCGCUAGCUUGGACUUCCUCCCCGAAGAGGAUGAGGCUAAGCUUCGGGAACUUCUACGUCAAACUCUACCUUCGCUAGCAGACCGACCUUUCGUCAGGAGGUCGCUCUGCUGGUUUGCCGACACUUCGGAUUCCGACUUCAUUGUCGACUAUCUACCGAACACAUCGGACUCUGUCGUUGUGUUUUCUGGUGACUCAGGACAUGGUUUCAAGAUGUUCCCUAUUGUAGGAAAGUGGAUCGUGGAUCUUCUCGCGUCGUCAACUGGUCAGAACAAUGCUAGGUGGCGAUGGAAGACUCCCAAGCCUAAGAGUGGAGGCGAUUGGGGUGGUGAUGUGAGCUGGCGUAUCGGAAACACGACGGAGUAUCGCGAUAUAAAGCGGGCGAGAGAGCACAAGUUGUAAUCGUAAUUUUUAGCUAUUGUGGCAUAAUUCAUAGGGUAUCAGGCAGUCAGGUUGUUAUAAGCCUUAAUCAACGACAUAGUACUAAUUAUCGCUUGCGGAUCCGAAAAUCG